Messenger RNA from Mercurialis annua (annual mercury), 1306 nucleotides. RefSeq names its product geranylgeranyl pyrophosphate synthase, chloroplastic-like. Bases 56 to 1192 code for a protein of 378 amino acids. Lineage: Eukaryota; Viridiplantae; Streptophyta; Magnoliopsida; Malpighiales; Euphorbiaceae. Gene Ontology annotation, molecular function: prenyltransferase activity. Gene Ontology annotation, biological process: isoprenoid biosynthetic process. The record is from RefSeq and is a predicted model, not a curated record. The transcript has a single exon.
CCAACAAAAUUUCUGAUUCUUCAAUCCUUUUCCAAAAAGAUCCCAUUACUCAAAAAUGGCCUUUUCUGCAACAAUCCCAAGCUCCGACACUUCACUUCUCUUCAAGAAAUCUUCUUUCAAUGGCCUCCUCAAGAACCACUACAAAACCCCACUCACUCACUUCAAUUUCAAUCUUGCUCCGAUCAAAACAAGAACAUCAUCCUCCACCACAAGAGUAGUGAUGGUAGUUUCAAACUCUGCCGCAGCGGCGGCGGCGGCUCCUUCUCAAGAAUCUGUCGACGUGACUGCGCCAAAGAUGCCGUUUCCUGAAUUCGCAUUUCAAGAAUAUAUGGUGACGAAAGCAAAACAUGUCAACAAAGCAUUGGAUGAUGCUAUUCCUAUUCAACAUCCGAUUAAAAUUCAUGACGCCAUGAGAUACUCUCUUCUCGCCGGAGGCAAACGUGUCCGGCCAGUUUUAUGCAUAGCUGCAUGUGAGUUGGUCGGCGGAGAUGAAUCCACCGCCAUGCCAGCUGCAUGUGCUAUGGAAAUGAUCCAUACUAUGUCAUUAAUCCAUGAUGAUCUUCCUUGUAUGGAUAACGACGAUCUCCGACGAGGAAAACCGACGAAUCACAAAAUGUUCGGCGAAGAAACAGCGAUUCUCGCCGGCGAUGCACUUCUCUCGUUUUCCUUCGAACAUGUAGCUAGGGCCACAAAGAACGCGUCACCUGAACAAAUCGUUCGAGUCAUAGGUGAACUCGGUUCGGCAGUUGGAUCAGAAGGGUUAGUCGCCGGGCAAAUAGUUGACAUCGACAGCGAAGGCAAAGAUGUUAGUGUUAAAGAUUUAGAGUAUAUUCAUAUUCAUAAGACGGCGAAGCUUCUAGAAGCAGCGGUGGUUUGCGGUGCAAUUCUGGGCGGAGCUGAUGAUGAAAGUGUUGAAAGAGUAAGAAAAUAUGCAAGAUGCAUUGGAUUGUUGUUUCAAGUUGUUGAUGAUAUCUUAGAUGUUACAAAGUCGUCGGAGGAGCUCGGAAAAACAGCCGGAAAAGAUUUGAUCACCGAUAAAGCUACGUAUCCGAAGUUGAUGGGAAUUGAUGAAGCUAGAAAACUUGCAGAUAAGUUGGUUCAUCAGGCUAAUCAAGAACUUGCAUAUUUUGAUUCUGCUAAAGCUGCUCCGUUAUACCAUUUUGCUGAUUAUAUUGCUAGUCGACAAAACUAAUUUUUUUGUGGUGAUUUUUAUUAGUUUGUAAUUUGUUGUACCAAUUUGUCUGUUUAUCUGUUGUUUUAAAAAUUUAAUUUUAAUAAAAUAUAAAAAUACUGGGUUAAUCUUGAA